AACGGAAGUUUAUUCCCGAGGAAAAGGGCUAGCUUGGUAGCUAAAAAAGUUAACUGGCUCCGGUGAAGUCAUAGACAGUUCUUAUUUGACUUUUUAAGCCUUAUCAGGUCGCAGUAAAAUGCCGGGACCAGCAAACAUCGUCGCUAUGAAAAAAGUUGUUCAACAGCUGCGUUUUGAAGCGGGUAUACAUAGAGUAAAGGUGUCUCAGGCCGCUGCAGACCUCCAGCAGUUUUGCCUUCAGAACGCCCAGCAGGACCCUCUGCUCACCGGCAUGUCCUCCAGCAACAACCCGUUCAGACCGCAGAAGGUCUGCUCCUUCCUAUAGUACCACAGGCUGUUUUGGAUGACGUGCCUUGUUAAGCUGAGCUGCAGGAUUCUUCAAAAUGGACUGGAAUUGUCUCAGGAGUCUUGGGAAUUUGAGCCAGGACUCUCACUUGAGCUUUUUUAACUUUAACCUUAACAGAAAACUUUUUUGGUGCAUAAUAAAUGUCUCAGCCUUCCUGCAUAGAACUAACACAUAUUGUGCCUUCUGAAAUGUAAAUGUUUAAUCUCUAAAUAAAACUAAACUGUUUCCUAA
Messenger RNA from Cyprinodon variegatus (sheepshead minnow), 577 nucleotides. It is a transcript of the gene gng5, whose product is annotated as guanine nucleotide binding protein (G protein), gamma 5. Gene Ontology annotation, biological process: G protein-coupled receptor signaling pathway. NCBI's taxonomy places the organism in Eukaryota, Metazoa, Chordata, Actinopteri, Cyprinodontiformes, Cyprinodontidae. Bases 119 to 325 code for a protein of 68 amino acids. Gene Ontology annotation, cellular component: heterotrimeric G-protein complex. The transcript has 3 exons. The record is from RefSeq and is a predicted model, not a curated record. Gene Ontology annotation, molecular function: G-protein beta-subunit binding.